GUAGUUCACGUAGCAGUUUCUGUGCGCAGGCGCAAAAGGGUCCAACGCAGAGCAGGUGACAACAACUAAUUGUGCAAACAAUCGCUAAAAGAAAAAAAAAAAAAGAUGGGGACUUUUACAGUUUUCUGCAAGACUGGACAACCAUUCACAGAUGGAGGAGUAUCCCAAAGCCUCCUUGCCUGAUGUUGACGCAUGACGCAUUAAUGCCUAUCUUGAACGGAGCUUCCCGGAUUCCCGCUGUGCAAAAGCAAAGGACAAAACUCCAACCUGCUGCCAAGACACCUUAUCUGUGGCUGGCAGCCUGCAGGCAGGAUGGACUGGCAAAGGUGGUCUCGUUGAUUAUGGGCGGCUGCAGAGGUCAAAGGCUACAGGACGGGAGAAAACGCCACACUGGGGAUAACGCUCAGAGCCCUGACUUCAAGCCAAUUGAGCAUCUCUGGAAAGACCUGGAAAUGGCUGCCUACCGAUGUUCACCAUCCAACCUGACAGAACUGGAGAGGAUCUGCAAAUCCAGGAAAUCCAGAUUCGACAUUUCUUUAUGUACCUUUUGCCCAAAGUCAGCUGAAAUUGGUGCCAGCUCACCUGCAACACCACUCAAGAUAACUGCUACAACUGGAAAAGGAUCUGAAGAGUCUCAGAAUCUGUACCCUUCUGUGGGUUCUGUACAGGUGAGCAGUCCAGGAUAUACCUCAACUCUUGCCCAAAGUCUGUGGGAAUAGGCUUCAGCUCACCCGUGACCCUCAUGAGGACAAGCAAUGUGGAAAAUGGAUGGAUGUCUGUCUUCAUGUACCAUUUUUGUGAGUGUAAAAUAGCCAGAGCAUGUCAUGAAGAUCUGUAUUAAGUUUCUUCCCCUUUUUAGAUGCAGGAGAUAAACGAAAUAAGGCAAUUGGGACACGACUCCCCGGGUGAAUGGCCUGCUGCUGUAAAACACAUGACAAACUUAACGAUCAACACAGAGGGGUCUGUUUAUGCAUAAGCGCACGUAGUGACCACCGUCAACGUCUCGUCCGAUGCACAAGCCAGAUCACGGUUUGCUCUUGUGAACGCCAAUUGAACCGUAGAAAUGCGGCUUGACAGGUGAUCACUAUCGUGCUUCAGCUGGGAAAGCCUUGCAGGCCCCAUGUGACGCUCAACAGACACAAACAGAAUUGAGACGUUAUGGAUUGGAGGGUAUGUUUGAAGAUAAUUUAUAUCCUUAAGCAAUGGCCAAACGUUGUGGUGAGCAAUCUUAGACAAGGGGCAAUUUCAUUCAUUUCAUUCUUGCACUUAAUUCAUGUGAGCAAUGUGGACUUGCGUAAAGAUGACAGUGCUCCUUUUGUAACACUGUAAUGGAUUCCACCAGGAAUGGACCUUUUAGUUUAGUGGUAAAUACUCAUCUUGGGCAAAACAUUUGGAUUUGGAAGUGAAAGCGCGACCAUGCCGUUUCAACGAAGAAAAAAAUCUUUCAUGCUAAAGCGAUUUGUCAUGAAUCACAUUAAAAUAAGGGCUAGGACUAGUUCAGCAGUUUCAAGCGAACCCUUCACGAUGACCAUCAAUAAAAAAAAUGGAUGUCGCAUCAAACUCCAUUGUUACUAAGCGCAGUUCGUACCAACUUGACGUUUCUGGGGUUGGAGCAGUGCAGUAAACCGCAAGUCAAAGCUUUCACCUUCAUCAACCCAAAACACUCGAAAAGCCAUGAGAAGGGUCAAGUUGGAGAGGACACAUUAAGCAAAGCACAUGAAGGACAUUAAGAUGAGCUCGUGUCCCCGGGCCAAUGUUUCUAAGUAAGGC
Messenger RNA from Syngnathoides biaculeatus (alligator pipefish), 1770 nucleotides. RefSeq lists its product as uncharacterized. The record is from RefSeq and is a predicted model, not a curated record. The transcript has 5 exons. Lineage: Eukaryota; Metazoa; Chordata; Actinopteri; Syngnathiformes; Syngnathidae. The coding region runs from base 183 to 719 and encodes 178 amino acids.